CACGUUGCUUACUUCCUGCUGUAGGCCACAGUUGUGAAAUCGUGCUCCAAUGUGUGGUGUAUACAGUGUACUCAGUGUUUGGACUUAUUCGUGUUGUGAGACUUCACCAGAAGUGAGCUAGACCUACAGACAAGUUCCUGCUACUUUUAUUGCGCCACAAAAAAAGACAAACUUUGCAGUUUUCACACAAGAGUCAUCCAGUACCGCUGAUUAUGUUAGCCACUGUUGAGGCCUAAACAAUCUUGCACAGCUCUUCCAGUCCGCUAGUACACUGUGACAUAGGCAUCCACUGCACUGCACUGCACACAACAUACUACACGGUUCUCGAUCCAUCCGAAGAGUGAGUGACGUCAUGGCUUCGUCAUCCAGUGCACAUCAUUUGCUUCAAUCUGGUGGAAAUGGUUGGUUCCUUGCGAUCACCGUGCUGGUUCUACUGUUGCAGAAGACCUACUCAUCGUGUCCAGCAGUGCUGUGCGAUUGUUCCGGUUACAACACCCACAAAACCAUCCGCUGUAACCUGCGCGAUCUUACGGACGUCCCUCUGGAGUUGCCCGCCGACACUAAGCACCUCCGACUGGAGUACAACAGCCUCACAAAGCUCGCAGCCGCAUCGUUCUUGAAUCUCUCACGGCUCGAGAAGUUGUACCUCUACAACAAUGACAUCAACGUCAUCGAAGAUGGUGCUUUCCGUGGUCUGUCAAGUUUAGUCUAUCUGGAUAUGACCACCAACAGAAUCAGUGAGAUUACUAACAUGACUUUUGCUGGAGCACCGAAGUUGGAGGAAUUAGUCCUUCGAAACAACCGCCUGACGGAGUUACCCCGUGGUGCCUUCAGUCAGCUUCCCCGGCUCAGCUCCUUGGACCUGGCUGCUAAUAACCUGAACGAGUUUCCUGCUGACGUCACCCAAGACUUGGUGAACCUCAAGGAGUUAAAAUUGUCCAAGAAUCCAGUCACUUUGGCAGCAUCUUUCGGACAGCAACUUCAGGCAUUGGAAAAACUCUAUCUGAGAAAUAUCACUAAUGCUAUGGGACAGUUUUCCGUACCGGACUCUGCUUUUGAUGGAUUGGUGAAUCUGGUAACCGUCGAGCUACAGGAGAACUUUCUGACCGAGAUACCACAGGCGGUCAAGUCACUCCCCAACUUACUCACAAUCAGACUUGAAAAUAACCUCAUAAGGAAUGUUAAGGAUGGGGAUUUUCAUGACCCUUCCCCUCUUCAGGACCUUUACCUUCAUUAUAACUCUUUGGUUGCGUUACCGACAAGCGGUCUGGCCAAGCUGCCCCGUCUCGCUUCUUUGGUACUUGACUAUAACUCACUUUCUACUGUCCCAGCACGGUCUUUUGUGCACAACACUCGACUAGAAGAUCUGUCCAUGUACUCCACUGGGAUAUCGUCCAUCGACAAAGAUGCCUUUCAAGGACUCCGAAACUUGACAAAGCUAGGCCUUGGCGAAAACAGUUUGACGACCCUAGUAGACGGGGUCUUCGAUAACCUUAACCCAGACCUACAGGUGUUUCUGGCUGGGAAUCCACUUCUGUGCGACUGCAACUUGCGUGCAUUUGGAGACUGGCUGAAGAACAACACCCUAUCCCCCAAAACCUUUGAAUGCGCGGCACCAGAGCGCCUACAAGGAACCAGAGUAGUGGAUGUAGAGCCAGUGGAUUUUGCUUGCAGACCAAGGCUGCUCACCGACACCAUAUAUACCGCUUCAGCCAUACAGGGUACUGAUGUACCAUUACCGUGUGGAAUCGAAGCUGAUCCUAUUGUGGAUAUCUACUGGAUAACCAGCAACCGCUCCCUUGUUUAUCCACACCAGCCGAAGCCUGGGCUCUACUUUCUAUCAAGGAGCAACGGCACACUGAUGGUAACCGCCGUCAGCCUAACGGACCGCGGGUCGUACACUUGCGUCGUGAAGAACUCUGCUGGAGAAAUGUCCAACUCGAUCACCCUGGAAGUCUUGAUGCCUGCUGCAGGGACACCAUCACACCAGGACACCAUGCUUACCCAAUCACCUGGUGGUCAAGGGGGGGUGGUGUAUGGUAUUGGAGGAGGUGCCGUAGCCUUAGUUGUCGUACUCGUAUUGAUCGCAACAAUCGCCGUGCAUAGAAAGAAAAACAGACCGCCUGAGAAACAAAAGAUCCCAUUACCACUUACACCCGGAUUCGGAACUACAAGGGAAAACUGUAACUCCGAAAUGUACGAGGAAAUCCCCUGUGAACUUUACUCUACUCAUAUCAGUCAUGAGAAUCCAUCCUUAGAGGAAAAGACAACCCCUGCUGACUACCAACAUAUUGCCCAUACGUACCUAGAUCCCAAAAAGAACAACAACCGAGAGGGGGAGGUCCCUCUAAAGAGAAGUGAUAAAGAGAAGUGUGUCGUGGAUCUCUCGAACGAGAGCAACAGCCGCUAUGCUACUGUGGAGCAAUCGAACCCCACUGCCCAUGACGAAGGUGGGGUUGUCCACACGUACCUGGACCCCAACAGCGAGAAGAACAAGACAAACCAACCAGAGGGAGAGGUUUCUUGCAGAUGGGAUGGUAACAACGUGGUGGAUCUCUCCAAUGACAGUCCGCGCUACUCUACCACGGGGCCAUCAAACCAAACUGGUGGUUACAUGACAAUGGAGCCGUUGCCGCAUCCGGAAAACAAAUAAAAAAACACUAACAAUAUUGACACGAAUUCACCACCUGACGUCAGAAUCACAGUUGUCUCGGUUAUGCCAUUUUGGGGUCAUUGUUCCUGGGCACAAAUUCAUUGAUCUGCUUAAAAUCAUUGGACACUAUUGGUAAUUGUCAAAGACCAGUCUUCUCACUUGGUGUAUCUCAACAUACAUGCACAAAAUAAUA
This is a messenger RNA of Asterias rubens (European starfish), 2846 nucleotides long. RefSeq names its product carboxypeptidase N subunit 2-like. Lineage: Eukaryota; Metazoa; Echinodermata; Asteroidea; Forcipulatida; Asteriidae. The coding region runs from base 353 to 2653 and encodes 766 amino acids. The record is from RefSeq and is a predicted model, not a curated record. Gene Ontology annotation, molecular function: protein binding. The transcript is spliced from 2 exons.